AAACCAGCGACCCUUUGGUGUGCAGACCGGCACUCAAUCCACUGAGCCUCACCAGGCAGGGGAAGAAGCUUUUCUUUAUCAGUUUCUUAGCAAACAAUGCAAAAGGAAUCUAAUGAAUUAAGGAUCUGGGCUGCUCACAUCACAAAAGUAGAGCCUAAGGUACCUCUUGAGGAAGAACACGCCACCACCUCUGAAAUUUCGUGUUCAACAAAUUCAACUCCAAUCAAAAAAAUUUACAGGAGAUACAAAGGACAUAAGAACAUACAAAAUGAUACCAUCAGCAAAAUCCUGACUAUGGGAAACUGUGGAACCAAUGAUCUGUUUCUUCCCUAUAUUACACAGGAAAAAAGGAAGGAAAGUGAUUUGAAGAGACUAAGUUACAGGGCACAAAUGAUGUCCCCUGUACUACCUCCCCGCAAAACCGACAGAGAAAACCCCAGAACGAAGCCACAUGGAUGGACAUUUGGGUGAUCAAAUUCAGUGCUCACGUGACUAUCACGGAUCGGAAAGUAGCACUAGAAUUUCUUAAAUCAAACGUUCAAGCCAACUUACCUCUCCAUGUCCAACCCAGAGCUGUUGUUAAGGAGCUGACUUGGGGACAGAAUUUGGGGAGUUUUUCACCUGGAGAAUUUGACCUGGUACUUGGAGCUGAUAUCAUAUAUUUAGAAGAAACAUUCACAGACCUUCUUCAGACUCUGGAACAUGUGUGUAGCAGCCACUCCGUGGUCCUUUUAGCUUGCCGAAUUCGUUAUGAACGGGAUAACAACUUCUUAGUGAUGCUGGAGAGGCAAUUUACAGUGAGCAAAGUUCACUAUGAUCCUGAAAAAGAUGUCCACGUUUACAAAGCACAGAAGAGAAACCAGAGGGAGGGCUUAUAGUUGGCUAUAAUUUAUAGGAAUCUUGUCAUUAAACGUGUCCGUUAAGGUCUUCGCCUGGGAAUCUAACCAUAUUGAAUGAAUUGGUGUACUGAACGAAAAGUCUACCCAAAACUUCUCAAGGGACAAAGCAAAUGCACAGUUUUAAAAACAAAGCAGCAACAGACUUUGCCCCAUGGCUGUGGCUUUUCAGUCACGUGUUACUCACUCAGAAACGCAGGCAACAGGCAAGGGAAGCGUGCAGCUCUGGUCCGCACUGUGUCUGCAGCCCCACGCUGCCCCCUCUCCGCGCGCAGCUGUCUUGGACGAAAGGGUGAAGGGCUGGUGGUAAGGUGUCUUCAGAGCAGUGGGAGGGGCUGAAUUACCCAAAUCAUUUUAAAUAUGUUCCGAGAUACAUGUUCAGCUGGUUUCCCUCAAUUUCUGAAUAUAAAACAGGAGGUUUCACAUACAUUCCCUGUGCUGUUAAUGCUCUUGAAAUCUUUUGUCUGCCCAUUCAGGUCUUAAGUACUUCCGGUUGUUUGAGAUUGGGAUGUGAGUUUUCUAAGGUCUCAUGUCGUGCAUUUUGGCCUAAUUUCAGUUUUAGGUAUGUAAACAAAGGAAUACGUAAAAAUAAAGUUUUAGUUACUCCACGAUCCUUUUGAAAGUGUAUAAAAUCUUGGAUCUCCAUGUGCUGUGAAUAGGUUACUAUCUUCCAAACGCCGUAGUUUUGCCCUUCACUUUCCCUUUUCUCAGAUGUUUUUGUGUUUCUUUCUUAGGCCUUCCCUGCCUCCUUGUAGUACACAGGAUGACAAUGAAAUAAGUGUCACCCCUUCAUGAGAGGAUAGCUCCCCAAGUACAAGUUCCUUCCGUAUUGUACUUGUAGGUGCUUAUUCAGUGUUUGGAUUCCCCAGAAGACAAAGCUUCAUGAGGACCAGGAGUGCCCCUGCCUCUUUCCCUGUUGCCUCCCCAGUAUCUAGUAUAUCAAACCAAAUAUUUGCUGAGUGAUAAAGACACAUUCCAUUUAGAGGAUAUUGAUCUUUGGGUUAAGUGAUUGCUACAUUGUUUCAUGAUUACCUCUGAUAGUUUAUGAAGUCACACACAUCAACACAGCCCCCCCCCCACCUUUUACAAUGUACAAACUUAAACAACAGCUUAAACAAAUUUAGACCACACGAAUAUUGUAACUUGAGUAUGGUAUUUGAUAUUAGAGAUAGAUUUCCUUUGCAAAACAUCAGAAAUAAGACCUCUUUCCUCUUAACCUUUGAAUGAAUAUCUUGGAUAUGAAAAUAUUUUCCGCAAUUAUUUUAAUAAAGGUGAAUUAAAAGUCCUAAGCAUUCUGUGAGGCACCAGUUUAAUGCAGUUCUGAUAAAUGCACAAAUACAAACACCCAGAGCUUACCCAAGCCACACAAUGCCUGUACUGUGCAUGAACAUGGAAGGUCUUUUAAAACAAUACACACCCUGCAACAUCAUCAACACUAAUGAGAGCCCAAUCACAUUUGGGUACCAGAAAUGAUUAUAUUAAUCAGAGUUCAGCUCCUUUAGUUUGAAGCCUCUAGCUUUGGAGAUAGGUACUACCAUGACUUGGGGUGGGGUGGGAUGGGGCUGGAGAGUUUCGAGGUGCCUGGAUGUGCUACCGAGUGAGCAAUGAUUGGGUUGUCUUAUAUUUCCAUAAAACAUUAACUAAGAAUACUGUUGCUAGAACAAAUUGAAGGUUGUUUUCCGUCCCCCACCUUAUCCCACUAGAAGAAAAUAAAGGCAAGAAAAAUUUAGCAGGAAUGGUUUGGUUGUCUAAGUGAAAAUCAAGUGAUCUUUUGGCUUUGAGUUUGCAAGGUUGUCACAGGUCAGCUGCGCUGGGGAAAAGACUCAGAGAUGGAGGUAGGGUGCAGACAUUUUAAAUGGGACUGCUUUUGAGAUCCACGUCUCUGAAGGAGUAAAAGUAGUAGAACUUGGGAAGUGGGAAAAACUGUUCUGAGACGCAGGCAGGAAAUCCCCAGUGAAUUCAGAAUGCAGCUGGGCCAUAUUAAGGCAAGGGGCGGGACUUUAUAACCUUGUGUAGCUUAGUCAUUGGAUCCAAGGGGCAUAACUUUGAGCUGAAGAUGAUACCAGGAGAGGGACUCAGCAGUCAGCCACCACUCCUGGAAGCUGGGGAAAUGAGGGCUUCAGAAGGCGUAUGUGUGGGAAGGCCGGGGUUGGAGGAAUAUACCUCUAGAGUAUGCCACUGUCCACCAUAAGUAUCAAUCAGCAAAGUUGUGACCUUUUUCACUUACAUUAAAGGGAUUAAUGUAGCCCACAAAUGUGCAUUUUAAGUGUGUUUGUUGUAUCCUCAAAUUCAGGACAGAAACCUAGUCCACACUGAUUGUUCUAAGCCUUGAUUCUCACAUUGCUAUUUCUUUGAACUGUUAGAGGGUGAAGUCAUCCAGUAGGCCUCGGUGACCUUCUUUCCAGCUGAAAUUAAAUAUGGUUGCCAAGGUGCUAUGCGCCAGCGUGUGUACGACAUCGGGUUCUGAGAACCACCACUCUGACGCAUGCCGCUGUUGUGUUCCAAGGUGAUUACCUCCUAAGGGCCUCUUCCUCUAGUUCACGAAAGAACUACCCGGAGCCCUGGCAGCAUCUUCAUAUAGCUUCUAGCAGAGCAUUUGUUCUGUUGU
Phyllostomus discolor (pale spear-nosed bat) is the source of this 3504-nucleotide messenger RNA. RefSeq names its product methyltransferase like 21A (gene METTL21A). The transcript is spliced from 2 exons. The record is from RefSeq and is a predicted model, not a curated record. NCBI's taxonomy places the organism in Eukaryota, Metazoa, Chordata, Mammalia, Chiroptera, Phyllostomidae. Gene Ontology annotation, molecular function: protein-lysine N-methyltransferase activity. Gene Ontology annotation, biological process: peptidyl-lysine methylation. Gene Ontology annotation, cellular component: cytoplasm; cytosol. The coding region runs from base 456 to 878 and encodes 140 amino acids.